Nerophis lumbriciformis (worm pipefish) is the source of this 2490-nucleotide messenger RNA. Lineage: Eukaryota; Metazoa; Chordata; Actinopteri; Syngnathiformes; Syngnathidae. The record is from RefSeq and is a predicted model, not a curated record.
AUGGCGAGCGAAAACGUGAAAACGGAGCCGGAAAGCGAAGAGGAGAAUGUAUACGAAGUGGAGAGGAUCAUUGAUAUGCGCGUGGAGGGGGGCGAGGUGCUGUAUCGGGUGCGAUGGAAAGGUUACUGCUCGGACGACGACACGUGGGAACCUGAAGGCCAUCUGGAGGACUGUCGAGAGGUCCUUUUGGCCUAUAAAAAGGCAGGCACAGAAGUUGCAAAGGAACCGGAGGAAAAGAAGCCUCAACUACCGACAAAGAGCGACUUGUUUGACGCCGACUCCGAGAGCGACAGCGACAAGGACAGACCUGCCGCCGACGCGCCUGUCUUCAAGAAGAAAAAGAAGAAGAAGAAGGCUCGCGAGCAGCCACCAGAAGACGACGACGAGGAGCCUCCUCGAAAGGAGAAGAAAAAGAAGAAAAAGAAGGACAAGUGGCGAGAUGAAUUCAAGCCUUUGCCCGCCCCAGAGACUGACGAGGACGAUGAGGAGAAGACGGCGGAGAUCAAAAAGCGUCUGAUCGACUCGGAGGAUGAAGACGAAAUGCCGCACAAGAAGCCCAGGAAGGACAAGAGCAAAGAUGGCAAGCACAAGAAGGACAGAGGCGGCGAGGACACUAAGAAGAAGAAAGUCAAAUACGGCGUGGUGGUGACUUCGGAUGAGGACCUCAGCGAAGGUUUGUCGGAGGAGAAACCUCGCCCGGACGAGCAGCAAUCCAAGCCCAAGAAGAAGCCUGACGUCAAGCUGAAGGGCAUCAAAGACCUGAUCCAGGAAAAGAAGAGCAAGCCGAAGGAGAGCGGUCAACUCAAGCUCAAGGUCCCGACUGCCUCCAAAGUUCGAGAGGACGCCGGCCCGCCCUCGUCAGACUCCAGCGACAGCUCGGGUCUGCACCGAAAGAGCAAGGGCAAAAGUCAGGAAGUGGUGCCGGCUGCCAAGCCAUCCUCCUCCGCCUCCAAGCCACGGGAGGAAGAGGCCACUAGGGAGGACCCCAAAGGCUCCACCAACCUCUUUGAAACCUUCCUGCUCAACUGUGAAGCCAAAGACCGAGCUCCCCGCAGACCACCUGACAAGAGCACCAGCAAGCCUUCCAAGAAGUCUGAUCCAAAAUACUGUAAUGCCCCAGAUGUGGGGAAGAAGAUCCUGGGAAAGCUUGAGAAAAUCAUCAAGCCUGUCAGAGAGUCUCCCCCAUCAAAAGAACUCGAAAGGACAGAAAAGUCCAAGCAGCCAGAAGCCGUCUCCAAACACGGCCAGAGCUAUGGCUUCAGCCUGGAUAGCGACGAGCGAGAAGAUGAAAGCGUGCCGACUAAACUGAGGAAUACAGACGACUCUCGGGAACGGAGGGACAAGACGGAAGAGAGCCUCAGCAGGUCCGGUUGGGACAGGAUAGGCCGACCAGACGACAGGAAGAAGAGGAGGGACGACGGGGAGGGACGACAUUUCAUGGUGUCGGAUGACCAUUUGGACCAGCAACCAAUGGAGGUCACCGACAGAGCGGCUAAAGGUCCAGCCACAUUGAGCUUGGGAAUGGACCUCAAUCUUGAUUGGAUGACUCUGGACGAUUUCCAGAAACAUCUGAAUGGAGAUGACGAGAUCCUGUCUGGGCCGCCGCUCUCGCCAAGUGAGUUGCGGGAUGCCGUCAAGAGCGGAGACUACGUGGCGGUAAAAUUGGCGCUCAAUUCUAAAGAGGAGUACAACUUGGACCAGGAGGAUGUCAGCGGAAUGUCGCUAAGCAUGCUGGCAGCGGCAGGUGGUCAGGACGAUAUCCUCCGCUUGCUGAUCAGGAAGGGCGUCCGAGUGAACGCUCGCCAAAAGAACGGCACCACAGCCCUCAUGCAUGCUGCAGAAAAGAAUUUCGUGACCACCGUGGCCAUCCUGUUGGAGGCAGGCUCGUACGUCAACGCACAAAACGCCAUUGGCGAAACAGCAUUAAUGAAGGCCUGCAAGCGAGGAAACGCGGACAUUGUGCGGCUCCUGCUGGAAAAUGGCGCGGACUGCCACAUCCAGUCCAAAAACAAGGCGGACGCUUACUACUUCGCCCAGCACAACAACCACCUGGCUGUGUGCGACAUCGUGAACAACCACAAGAGCAUGCUAUCCAGCGUGGCUGAGGACACUGUCCGGUCAUACUUUGAAAACCGUUUGCUUCUGCUGGACCCUGUGUUCCCGCUAGCGUGUCACCGACUGUGCGAGUGGCCCGACUUCUCCACCGAGUUCAUUUACAAGCCCCCACCACCUGCAGAUGGCACAGGGAUCCUCCUUUUCAUCUUUCACGCCACCUUCCGCAACGACAUCACGGCACGUCUCGGUGGCCCGUGCGGCGUCCAGGCAGUCAUUCUCAAUGACAAAUUCCAGUUGCCUGUCUUCUUGGAUAGUCACUUCAUCUACUCCUUUAGUCCUGUCGUGGGAAACAAUAAACUUUUCAUCCGGCUGGCGGAGGCGCCCUCAGCCAAGGUGAAGCUUCUCAUAGGUGCCUACAGAAUCCAGCUGCAGUGA